GACGAACUGUCAGAAUCGCGCGACGGUCAGAAAUCAAGGGUGAAGAUCGCGGACCAGGAGAAUUUUAUUGGCCUCUUCUAGUUCGAUUAGUCAAGUGUGUGUGUCCCCUGCAGGAACGAAAACCUUCCCGAUUCCGGUGCCAUUCGUUAAUUAACUUAUCCCCGAUUCCAAGAUGUGGUCCGACACGUUGCUGAUUGUGUUUAUCUCCAUUUGUACCGCCUUCCUCGGCGAAGGUCUCACCUGGGUCAUGGUGUACCGGACCGAAAAGUACCAGAAGCUGAAGGGCGAGGUGGAAAAGCAGAGCAAGAAAUUGGAAAAGCGCAAGGAAACCCACGGCGACUCGCUGGACAAAUCGGCCAAGAAGAAAAUCGAACGCGAUGAGGAAAAGCUGAAGAACAACAACCGCGAUUUGUCGCUGGUCAAGAUGAAGUCGAUGUUUGCGACGGGUUUCGCCUUCACGGCACUGCUCAGCAUGUUCAACAGCAUCUUUGACGGUCGCAUCGUGGCCCGACUGCCGUUCACUCCGAUCUCCUGGAUUCAGGGACUGUCCCACCGUAAUCUUCCCGGUCAGGACUACACCGAGUGUUCGUUCAUCUUCCUGUACAUUCUGUGCACGAUGUCCAUCCGCCAGAACAUCCAGAAGUUGCUCGGCUUUGCUCCGUCGAGGGCCGCCAGCAAGCAGGCCGGAGGACUCUUCGGACCGACGCCCGGACAGUUUAAGUAAAGCGGGAAAAGGGACAGUCAUCAGAGAUAGGCAUUUUUGAUUCGUUUAAAAAUCAUUUCAAGAACAAGUCAGCCAAAAAGCGUGAGUUAAAUUAAGGGUUUAGCGAAAAACAGUUAAUGUUUGUAAACUUAAUCGACGUUGAUUCAUUUAUUUAUAACUAGACUAGAUUAUGAUUUACUCCUUA
Molecule: messenger RNA, 908 nt
Organism: Culex pipiens pallens (northern house mosquito)
Lineage: Eukaryota; Metazoa; Arthropoda; Insecta; Diptera; Culicidae
Product: calcium load-activated calcium channel
Exons: 3
Coding region: 173-724 (183 amino acids)
Biological process (GO): endoplasmic reticulum calcium ion homeostasis
Cellular component (GO): endoplasmic reticulum membrane; endoplasmic reticulum; cytoplasm
Molecular function (GO): calcium channel activity
Source: RefSeq, a predicted model, not a curated record